Molecule: messenger RNA, 6401 nt
Organism: Rhinolophus ferrumequinum (greater horseshoe bat)
Lineage: Eukaryota; Metazoa; Chordata; Mammalia; Chiroptera; Rhinolophidae
Gene: BEND3
Product: BEN domain containing 3
Exons: 4
Coding region: 289-2778 (829 amino acids)
Biological process (GO): rDNA heterochromatin formation
Cellular component (GO): heterochromatin
Molecular function (GO): DNA binding
Source: RefSeq, a predicted model, not a curated record
GGGGUUGUGGUUCCACUGCAGCGGGGGCUCCUGUGUCCUUGUGCGGAAAUGACACACGGAGUCCCGUCACGUCACGCGAGAGCGCAGCGCACGGACACACACAAAGAGAGGGGAAAAUACACGGCGCCCGCCCGCCGCCCCCAGCAACUCCCCGGGCCGCCCCGGCCAGGCCCUCCGCGCGAGGCCCCCACUCCUCAGCCCUGCGCUCCCCCGCACCCCACGUGGCGCCCAAACUCGGCGCGGGCCCGCUCAGCAAAGUACAGAACUCGUGUCCCAGUGGAAUAGAAGAUGAACUCAACUGAAUUCAGUGAAGAUGUAGAAGAAGUUGUGAAAAAUAACACUGUGAAGGUGGAGACGGAAACUGAAGAUGCUGCACUGGACUGCUCAGUGAAUUCCAGGUCUUCAGAGAAACACCCUCUGGAGAGCGUCUUCAUCACCCUGCAGGACUCCAGCAAGCGAAAGCAGCUGAGUAGCAGCGAGGGCCAGCCGGACUCUGCCCCCAGCGUGAAGAGGCGGCGGCUGAUUCCUGAGGCACUCCUCGCAGGUAUGAGGAACCGGGAGAACAGCUCGCCCUGCCAGGGCAAUGGGGAGCAGGCCAGCAGGGGCAAGAACUUGGUCAGUGUGUGGCCCGGCGAGGAGGAGCCCUGCAAUGACGUGGCCACCCCGUCCUACAAGAAGCCUCUGUAUGGCAUCUCGCACAAGAUCAUGGAGAAGAAGAACCCUCCUGCAGGGGAUUUGCUCAGCACCUACGAGCUCUUGGAGAAGGCGAACCCCAGCAACAGCCCCUCACCGCUUCGGCUCCUGAACGAGCCACAGAAACGGGAGUGUGGCAGUGCGGCCACAGCCACCGACGGUGACCCUAACAUCUACUUUCUGAUCCAGAAGAUGUUCUACAUGCUCAACACACUCUCCUCAAACAUGUCCCAGCUGCACAGCAAGGUGGACCUGCUGUCCCUGGAAGUGAGCCGUAUCAAGAAGCAGGUGAGCCCCACCGAGAUGGUGGCCAAGUUCCAGCCGCCCCCCGAGUACCAGCUCACAGCCGCCGAGCUCAAGCAGAUCGUAGACCAGAGCCUGUCGGGUGGGGACCUGGCCUGCCGCCUGCUGGUGCAGCUCUUCCCCGAGCUCUUCAGUGACGUGGACUUUUCCCGUGGCUGCAGUGCCUGUGGCUUUGCGGCCAAGCGGAAGCUGGAGUCGCUGCAUCUGCAGCUCAUCCGCAACUACGUGGAGGUCUACUACCCCUCGGUGAAGGACACAGCUGUGUGGCAGGCGGAGUGCCUGCCGCAGCUGAAUGACUUCUUCAGCCGCUUCUGGGCCCAGCGGGAAAUGGAGGACAGCCAGCCCGGGGGCCAAGUGGCCAGCUUCUUUGAGACGGAGCAGGUAGACCCUGGCCACUUCUUGGACAACAAAGACCAGGAGGAGGCCCUGUCCCUCGACCGGAGCAGCACCAUCGCCUCGGACCACGUGGUCGACACUCAGGACCUCACCGAGUUCCUGGACGAAGCCUCCUCACCCGGCGAGUUUGCCGUCUUCCUUCUGCACCGGCUCUUCCCGGAGCUCUUUGACCACCGGAAGCUGGGCGAGCAGUACAGCUGCUACGGGGAUGGUGGCAAGCAGGAGCUGGACCCGCAGCGGCUGCAGAUCAUCCGCAACUACACAGAGAUCUACUUCCCCGACAUGCAGGAGGAGGAGGCCUGGCUGCAGCAGUGCGCCCAGCGCAUCAACGAUGAGCUCGAGGGCCUGGGGCCGGAUGGGGGCAGCGAAGGUGAGCCCCCGCGGGAUGACUGCUAUGACUCCUCCAGCCUGCCCGACGACAUCUCCGUGGUCAAGGUGGAGGACAGUUUCGAGGGUGAGCGGCCGGGCCGGCGGUCCAAGAAGAUCUGGCUGGUGCCCAUCGACUUUGACAAGCUGGAGAUCCCGCAGCCUGACUUCGAGGUACCAGGCGCUGACUGCCUGCUCAGCAAGGAGCAGCUUCGCAGCAUCUACGAGAGCAGCCUGUCCAUAGGCAACUUCGCCUCGCGCCUGCUGGUGCAUCUCUUCCCCGAGCUUUUCACCCAUGAGAACCUGCGGAAGCAGUACAACUGCAGUGGCUCCCUGGGCAAGAAGCAGCUGGACCCGUCCCGCAUCAAGCUCAUUCGCCACUACGUGCAGCUGCUGUACCCCCGGGCCAAGAAUGACCGUGUCUGGACGCUGGAGUUUGUGGGCAAAUUGGACGAGCGCUGCCGGCGCCGCGACACGGAGCAGAGGCGCUCCUACCAGCAGCAGCGCAAGGUCCACGUGCCAGGCCCCGAGUGCAGAGACCUGGCAAACUAUGCAAUCAACCCCGAGCGGUUCCGAGAGGAGUUUGAGGGGCCCCCGCUGCCCCCCGAAAGAAGCAGCAAGGACUUCUGCAAGAUCCCUCUGGAUGAGCUGGUGGUUCCCUCGCCCGAUUUCCCGGUGCCUUCGCCGUACCUGCUGUCAGACAAGGAGGUGCGCGAGAUCGUGCAGCAGAGCCUCUCGGUGGGCAACUUCGCCGCCCGCCUCCUCGUCAGGCUCUUUCCCGAACUCUUCACGGCGGAGAAUCUCCGGCUGCAGUACAACCACUCCGGGGCCUGCAACAAGAAGCAGCUGGACCCCACGCGGCUCAGGCUCAUCCGCCACUAUGUGGAGGCAGUCUAUCCCGUAGAGAAGAUGGAGGAGGUGUGGCACUAUGAAUGUAUCCCCAGCAUCGAUGAACGGUGCCGCCGCCCCAACAGGAAAAAAUGUGACAUCCUGAAGAAAGCCAAGAAAGUGGAGAAGUGACAGGCAGCCUGGGGCCUGAGCCUUUCGGCGCGUGUGUACGGUACCCACAGACAUGCACCUUAGUGGGGAGUGGCAUACUACUUUUGCACACAUAAACACCCACCCAACCACAAGCAGGAAGCCUUGCCUUUGGUCUCUCCUACUUCCGACUUUUGUCCUGAGUUCCCGGUGGUGCAGAUGGUUUGGGGAGGGCUGAGAUGUGAGGGCAGAGAAGCCUCAGGAGAGGGGGUUCUCUCUCCUGGUCUGUGUUCCUUCCUUCCCCUCAAUUUGAAAUGCAAAUGCAGUAGCUCUCUUGUUCCUCUUCCCACAUUUUACAUCUAACAUUUUUAUCAAUUUUUUCUAAUUAAAAAGAAACCCUUUUUAAGAAAGAUCAUUGGGCUCUUUGGGGGCCAUUUUGCUUAGAAAAAAAUCUUUUACGUAUUUGAGGUGAAGUACUGUAAAAUGACUUCAGUUGCUGGGAUUCCUUUUUAAGAUGGUUUCAGAUGUAUGAAAUGUUUAGAAGUGCCAUGUUCAUGCAUGAUAGCUAAUAAUAGCUUCAGGUAGCAUAGACUGAUUUUACUGACCUUGUCUUUUACAUCUGAUUUUGAAAGAGUCAAGAUGUCCCUUGGAUGGCAGUGGAGGGGAUGGCAUAGUGUGACGCUGUGACCAUGGUCGCAUUCUCCCUUCUCCUGUAGCGCCGAGGGAAGGGGCUUCCUCACAGCCUGGCCUGUGCGUCGUUGCCUCGUGCUCGGCAGAAUGUGGUGCUCUCUCUCUGUAGACAAGAACACUGGAUGAUGAUGGUGAUACGAUGAUGAUGAUGAUGAUGAUAUGAAUGUAGAUAGACGUGGAAACACGUUUGCAAUGUCGUUUGAGCUGUGUCCUUCCACUGCCCCUUCCCUCUCCACACGAGGAUGCUGGUUGGAGGGGCAGACAGACACGUUUCCCUGGUCAACAGCGUGUGUGGAUAACUGGUUCCAUGUUCGAUUGAAGGAUGGGUCCCUGUGUGCUCACCAAGAACUGUUUACUUUCUGUGUGUGUAUGUGUACCAAACCCAGGUCUGAGAGCUGUGUGGUGACUUCACCACCCCUCAGGGGUAGUCGCUCCAGUCCGUGUUCCUCAGGGCCGGCUCACACCCUCAGGCCCACUUGAGGGUACCUGGUAUUGGAAGGACACAGGUCAUCUCAAAUGUGGCGCCCAUGUACCUUCCCAGGGUCCAGUCAGAGCUUUCCCCUCAGGCUCCCUAGAAGUACAUUCAGUUUGUCAUGAAUGCGCUGUGUUCUAACCCCUAGAAGGUCCUGCUGUCCUGCAUCUGGCUGGUCCCUUGGCUUCAGGGUGACAUAUCUCUUCUCUCCCCACUGGCUGGGAAAGUCAAACUGCUUCAGGCCAGUGGUUCCAUAUUCUCCAGGAGUUCCAACCAGGAAAUUUCCUAACAGUUGAAGUCCUUAAAAACUUCACCUACCUGACUUUCACCUACCGACUUUGGGGGCCAAAUGCCUAAGAGGGAAAGGAAAGGAAUUCAAACUGAAUGCAUUAUACCAGAAACCUGGAAAAUGAAUGAAUCACACAGGAUAGUCAUAAAACCCUCGUGGCUUAGUAUUUUGCUACCUUAAAAAUGCAGAAAUAAUAGAAACAAUCUGUGAAUUAUCUUUAUACAGCUGAUAAGGACUUCAGUUCUGGUGGCUGUAUGACAUAAUUUUGCCUGCACCUAUCUAGCAGGCUUUAUUUGUAUAUAUACAUAUAUACAUGUAUACUUAUAUAUGUAUAUAUGCAUAUAUAUAUAUGUACAUAUAUAUAUAUAUGACAGGAUUUUGAGCAAUGUAAACUUGGUGGUCUAACUUUAGUAAAUUUGCUUUUAAAUGUCAUUUACAGAUUAUUUCUGUUGAAACUGCAGACCUAAAUUAUUGAAAUCUAGAAAUGCACAGGGACGUAAUGACUCUCUCACCCACCCACACACGCACACACAUUUCUUAUUAAAAAACUGGAGUGAGAUGAAGGGGACCUAUGUGACUCAGUUCAACCUCUUUGUGCCUGGAAAGAAGGGACUGGAACAGCCAGGAGCUCACUUUUCUGCCCCCUACCUGGGUCUUUCUCUAUGCCUUAGUCUGUCUAACACACAAAUGCGCACACACACGUGCACACACAUGCACACACACGCCCUACCCAAAGAUGGCAGUGGUACUCGCCUGCUGGCCCUGCUGGCUAGAGGGUGCCGUGGAAUUUGUUCUGGUCUCUAGGAUGAAUCCAAGAGGAUUCCAAGCCAUGUGAAAAUUGCCCUGCUUUCUAGACGGUGGAAUGUGACCCUGCAACUUUAGAAGCACAAUCAUUUAUUAAUAAUUUUUUAAAAUCCUAUUUACCCACAUUAAAGAAAUCAUCAGGUUCUGGGUUCUAGGAGUGAAAUAUGUCUCUAUAACCCUGAGCAUGUUCAAUUUUUGGAAACCUUAUUUUGGUGGUUUCCUUAAUACUUUUCUUGUGUAGGGCUUCUUCUCCCCACAUUUUAGAGUCUCUUUCAGUGGAGAGGGGUGGACACACUCUGGGAGCUGUUUGCUGUGCCUCCGGAUUGGCUCCUCAGGAAACGCCUGCAGGUCCCGUGUCUGUCUGUCUGUACGGUGUCCUCAGUUCUCCAGCCAUACAGGGGGGCUCCAGGGGCAGUUUUGUACAUGAAGCAAUAGAAGUACAAAAUACUUAUUUUUUUCCAAAAUUCAGUCAUAUCCAUCAAAUUUCCAUAAAAUCUGUUGGCAAAUCUCUUCCCCCUCCCCAUCUAAAUUCUUUGGUUUUCACUUGUUUUGUUUGUUUUUAUCUUUUUUGGCCUUGUAUCUGGAGGACUAAAGACUAGCACAGACACAUUCUGAUGUUAAGUAAAAUAGCAGGUCACAAUAGGUGGUAGUGUCCCUCAUUUUCUGUGUUAGUAAGUUUUAAAAGAAUGUAUAAGAUAGUCAUGAAUGUACUGUGUUCUAAUCCUGCUUCAGUUCACUUUGGCUGUGUCUACGUGACAGACAUUUGACAGGGAAUAAAGUCAUGUCUAGUGUCAUGGGCGUUAGUGUGCCCCUGCCCAUUCAGUCUUGACCCUGGACCUUUUAAGUUGGGGGGGUGGGGUACCAUGUCAGCAGCAAUCAUCAACCGACCAAUGGGAUCUACUAGUGGUGAAUGGAUUAGCUCUUUAAAGGGUAAGAGUUACUGGCCUGACCACACCACAGCAAGGCCACUGGGGUUCCCGUAGAGAUGGCCUCAGUUGCCACCUUUCCUCCCAAAUAUUUGCUUCUUGCCUGAUUUGGGGGGGUGGUCUCAAGACCCCUGAUUGGAGGUCAUUGAGCUCUCACCCUGCCUGUUUAGGUAGACCAUAUAAAUCUAGGUUAGGGGCCAAGCGGCUGUUACUGCCGUUUGGAAAUACUUGCCUCACGUAGAUCCAGCCUUAAUGUUUUUCUGACAUCCUAGUGAUAGCAGACCCUGCACAAAGUGGAUAUCAGAGUUCAUACUGUGAGAAGACAAAAUAAUGAGAAUAGUUUUACCAAAGAUAAUGAACUAUCACAUAAUGUCUGCAUUUUACCAUUGAUUUGAGUGCAUCCUUAGAAAACUGAAUGUAACAAAAACCCAGGACAUUUUCGGAAAUUGUAUGCUCUAUAGCAAGUUUGUGUGAAUUUUUAUAC